GUUAGGAGCGGGAGAAGGAGCAUGAGGGGAAACGUGAAGGGGUGGACGAGGCACGGGAGGAGGAGCGGUAGAUGGAGCGGGAGGAGGAACGGGGGAAAGAGCAGGGGAAGCAGCGGGAGAAGGAGGAGCAGCGGGAGGGGGAGCGGGAGAAGGAGAGGGAGGAGGAGAGGGAGGAGGAGCAGGAGAAGGAGCAGGAGAAGGAGGGGGAGCGGGGUUAUGGCGGGAUCUUUGUCACAUUGUUUGGCGAAGGAGGAGCGGGAGGGGGAGGAGGAGUGGGAGGAGUGGGAGGAGCGGGAGAAGUAGCGGGAGGAGGAGUGGGAGAAGGAGGGGGAGGACUGGGAGGGGAAACGGGAACGGUUGAUGCUGUGAUGGGUCCAAGAGGCGGUGGUGCGGCACCUGCGGCUGCUGCUCCGGAGCCGCUUGCAGCUUCAUCCCCUUUCGGGGGUCAGACAGUUGAUGCUUGUGCUAAUCAGGCGAAGGCAUUUCAAGAUUGUCUGGAGCAUAAUAAUUCUGACAUUGGGAAAUGCCAGUUCUAUAUUGAUAUGCUCACUUCCUGCAGACACAAUGGGACCAUGUUCCAGCUGGUGCUUUACGGAUAUGGCGGUGACGGUGGCGGCGGUGGGGGUGGUGAAGCUGAACCCAGAAGGCAAUGGGUUGUUAGCGGUCAUACAGAGUCGUGCAGGUGUGUGAAGUUCUCAGACGGCGGAAGAGUGGUCGUCUCAGGGUCCCCGGACAAAUCGAUUUUGCUCACCGAUGCUGCCACGGGUCGGAUCGUUUCCAGGCGAAGCGAUGCGCAUUUGGCGGCCAUCAAUCGGCUCAUGGUUUUGCCAGAUGCGCGAGUCGCAACGGGUGAUGACGAUGGUGCAGUGAAGAUCUGGGACAUGCGGCAGAAUAACUGCUGCCACACAUUUGCGGUUCACGAAGACUUCAUUUCGGAUAUGACACCGGGGCCUAGCAACAAUCAGCUGAUCGUUACGAGCGGGGACGGUUCUCUCUCUGUGUGUAACGUCAGACAGAACAGAGUGGAUGGUCGGUCGGAGAUGGUGGAAGAUGAACUGCUCUCCGUCGCCGUUCUCAAGCAUGGACGGAAAGUCGUCUGCGGAACGCAGGAUGGUCUUCUGCUCAUCUAUGCGUGGGGGACGUGGAGCGAGUUCAGCGAUCGAUUCCCUGGUCACCCCUCGUCCGUAGAUGCAUUAGUGAAGGUCGACGAGGACACUAUUUUGACGGGAUCUAGCGAUGGUUUGAUAAGAGUUGUCUCCAUUGUGCCUAACAAGAUGUUAGGUGUAAUCGGCGAACACUCCGACUACCCCAUCGAAAGGUUGGGGUACUCCUUCGACAAGCGUUUUAUCGCGAGUGCAUCACAUGACCGAAGCGUUAAGCUUUGGGAUGUUGCUUACCUUCUCGAAGGCGAUGACGAAGGCGACGGUGCUGCUGCUAACAAUGGAAAUGAUGUGGACAUGGAGCAACCAGGUCAUGACAUGGACAGUGAUGAUGAUGGAAACCAAGGGGGAGGGGGAGGGGGAGGGGGAGGGAGAACGGGAGGGGGAGUGGGAGCAAGCGGCAGAAGGCCAGGCAGGCAAAGGGGAGGAGGAAGGGAUCAACAACAAGAUAACAGUUUCUUCGCUGACCUCUGAUCAUCAGAUAGCGAUGCAAAAUGUCUUGUUUAAAGAUUUUUUUUUUGUGGGCGCUUGCAAUUGAUCGGCCAAUCUUUCGAGUUUCUUUAUCUCCCAGCCAACAAACUCGUGUUUUGCUG
Chara braunii is the source of this 1753-nucleotide messenger RNA. Lineage: Eukaryota; Viridiplantae; Streptophyta; Charophyceae; Charales; Characeae. The record is from the annotation of a GenBank genome assembly.